Molecule: messenger RNA, 4887 nt
Organism: Trichoderma reesei QM6a
Lineage: Eukaryota; Fungi; Ascomycota; Sordariomycetes; Hypocreales; Hypocreaceae
Exons: 2
Coding region: 1-4887 (1628 amino acids)
Source: RefSeq, a predicted model, not a curated record
AUGUCAAAGAAUCAAUCCGAUGGCGAGGGCGGCCAGUAUCAGGGCUCACAGGCCUUCACCCACAUCGUUCCCGGCCGCGAAGAGUCCAUCAACCCCAACACCGGCACCCUCAACUUCAGCAAGCCGCUUCUGCAGCUUCGCGGCCACGUCAGCAGCGCCGACUUCAGUCUCGUUCUCUCCUACCAGCCCGGGUCAGCCGGGGCAUUUGGCCUGCCGCGGAACUGGAGCCUCAACCUGCCCUAUGUCGUUCCUGAAUCCAGCGUCACCUUCUCGGGGCGAACGUACGCCAUUGAUUAUACUUGGAGUGACUUGGACGGCCACCAGUCUGGGCUAAAGUACAUGAACAACCACGGCAUUGUCUUUGAGCCCGCCGUUCCUCCUCAGCCAUUGCCUACCGGCCAGCCUGGCGAAUACGCUUACAAGUUGAAGCUUCAAGAUGGCUCGAGAGAUUACUUUGAUGCUCUUGGAAGGCCGGUGGCUCAUCAAGACGUCUUUGGAAACAGCUUGCAUUACGUCUAUCUCGACGGCGCAACCGGAGGAGCCGUGACCUCUGAUCCAUGUCUAGACUACAUUCUCGACUCUUGGGGCCAAAAGGUGACAUUUGAGUACCAGCCGGGCACUGAAAUGUUCAUCAAGGGGCCCGCAACGCAGCUGACGAGGGUGCGCUUUGAUGAAGCCGGAGUCGACCUUUUCACAGACUCGAUGGGAUUCGAGACUCGCUUCACGUAUACCAGCGUGAACGACGUCCCUUCUGUGCUGCAAGAGAUCAGAUACCCAACCGGGCUGAUCUCCAAGUUUGCCUAUUCUGCAUUGGACUACCUUGACGGGGACAACAAUGUGAAAUCUUUACCUGCGGUGUCUGAUCAUUACCAUGUGAAUGCGCAAGGGGAGACACUCAAGCAUACAAACUAUCAGUACGGGCCGUCCGACGGCCUCACGUUUACCGGAAUCUCGAUUGGGUGUCAAUUGUCCGGUCUGAAGGACGAUUUGAUGGAUCAAGGUGAUUCCAAUUACCGAUAUGAUGUGCUCGUCACGCAGCUCGACGGGGGCGGGAAGACACUCGCGGCAACGAUGAAUCAGUUCAACUAUUUGCAUCUUCCGGUAACAGAGUUCAAGUAUCUGGUCAAUGGCCAGGGCGGCCUCGUCUCAGUCUACAUGACCAAGUACACAUACGAGGUCGAUCCGGACAAACACGCACGUACGACCAACUAUGCCCAACCAACGGAAAUCGAGUGCUUCCGCAAUGUUGGCGACGGCACCUUUGACAACUGGAAAUACAUGAAGAAGUCCGCCAUGAGCUACAACGCCUUCGGUGAGCUCCUCUCGCUGAAAGAGGACAUCUAUAACAGGGAUGAUGCACGUUAUGUAGCAACGAGGAGCGUUGCGAGGGACUACUACACGACCCGAAAGCUUCGUCUCCAGAGAAUCAAAACCGAGGUCGAGACUGAUUUGAUCACUGGAAUGGCCUGGAAGACGAGCAACACCCUUUCCGACGACGAAACGACUGUAAAGUCGUCCACUGUGUCCUUCAAGGCGUCGUCUGGGGCUGCAAUGCAGCCGUGGAAGACGACCACCAAGCAAUACGACUCCCGGGGGAGAGUCACAAAGGAGACGCUUGCAUGGGCUGAAGGCGCAGUGGUUCCAGACGGCAGUGCCAGCUCAUAUGAGACCUCGGCUCAGUACAGUUUCAGCAACGGGAUACUCACUCUCAAGACGAGUGAUUCGCUAGGGGUCGUGACUUCAGAACACGACAUGAGACUCGACGGAGGCCCCAUGGUCAGGAAGACGCUUCCUCGAGGACAGUCUGCGAGUUACCAGUAUGAUACGCUGGGGCGACUUGUGAAGCAGACUGAUGCUCUCGGAGGCGCGACCACCAAGUCGUACACCGUCACCACUUCGUUCAUCACGGAGACCUCUUGCGAUUGGAAAGGGUACAUUACGCAGACUACGUACGAUUCCCUCGGUCGUCCCGUCAAAAUUGCAGACAACGGCGAUCCAACUAAGCAGCCGUCCGACAAUCCCUCUCGGGUCUUGAAGAGAGACUCGUAUGACGCCCUGGGAAAUGUCGCCUGCACCAAGGACGUGAUCGGCCUUGCUACAAACUAUACGUUUGAUGCUCUUGGCCGUGUUGUUCAGCAGGCCGAUGCAACAGGAAAUGUCCAAGCCACGACCUACGACGACAGGGCACUGACAAUCACGCAGACCCUAAACGGAGACGUUCGCAAGAAGGUGGUUCUGGACAACUACGACAGAGUCGUUUCACAAACUGUAUUUGCCGACUCGGGCAGCAAUACGUCGUAUUGUCUCGUCCAAGAGACUGUAUACAACGGCAAGGGGCAGACGGUCAAAGAGACGGUUCUGCAACGGCCAGCUGGAGGAGGACAUUCUGGCGAAACAAAGACUCUCAAGUCCAUAGCCUACACCUACGAUGCAGACGGACGCAAGGCAUCAGAGACGGUCACUGGCGCAGGCGAUGCAGGGGACGACGUCGUAACUCGCAGGUUUGUCUACGACCUACGCGGAAACCAGCACACCUGGUUCAAGGACGUGAAAUAUGCAGAUGGAAGGGCAUUUUCUCAGCAGGGGCCCACGACUAUAUACAACAUGCAUGGCAACAUUACUCUUCUUCGGAACCAGCUGGGCCAGGAAGAGAAGAACGAAUACGACGAGAAUGGCUGGCUUACCAAGACGACGCGGUUCGAUGGCAGCACUUUGACCUUUGAGCAUGAUGCUUGUGGGCAGACUGUUCGGACUACUUCUGCUUCUGGGACGACGGAGAUCAAGUACAAGGCGAAAGGCCAGGUAGAAUCGUCCCAAUUCAGGGAUGCGGUUGUCCGCUAUGACUACUACAUCGACGGGUCUCCGCGCUCUGUGGACUAUGGCUGCGGUUACGUCCAGAUAUAUGAGCGAGACUGGACCAGUCGUACAUCAGUAGAGAUUGAUGUUUUUGGGACCAGAACGGACAUUGCGUACGACAGCCUCGGCCGCAAAGCGAGCGUGGCUUCUCAAGGAGACGUUGUCACGUAUUCAUACGGCACGUCGAACCACUGCCUUGGGGUCCUGGUCGGUUAUACCCUGUCGGGCGGGAUGCAGUACACGACACAGAUCUCGUACGACGGGUUCCAGCAGAAAUCCCAAGUCAAGACAGUCGCCACCGACUCCACGGUUCUUCUGCAGACGACAUACGAGAUGAGCAGUCGCGGAACCAUGUCGAGCAUCAAAUCUGCGUCAGCACGUCGGCCCGAGCUCAACAAGAGCCGCAGCUGGACGUAUGAUGGCCUCGGCCAGAUGACGGAGGAGCGCAGCAGCAGCGGUGGUGGCCAGACUGACGACGACGUGUUGCUGCAAAGGUUUGAAUACGACGGAAACCACAACAUCGUGGCCGUCAGCGUAAACGGCCAGACGAGCAGCAGCAUGACCUACAACGCCAUCGACCAGCGAACCGACUCCGGGUUCGAGUACGACGCCAACGGCCGCAUGGUCCGCGACGACGCCGGCCGGAAAUACAUCUUUGACGACGUCGACCACCUCCUCGCUGUCGAAACGGCCGGCGGGAGCAACAGCACGAAAUUCGCCUACCACGGCGACGACUCCCUCGCCGGCAUCGCCCGCCCACAAGGCAAGACGGGCCUCUUCUACCACGCGGGAACCCAGGAGAUCAACGCCGUCAGCCACGAGGAGGAGGCCGGGCAAGCACAAGACAAGAGCUCCAUCCUACGCAGCAACGGAAGCAUUCUGGCAGCGUAUCCGGCCUCUUCCGGCCAGGCAGCAGCAGUGCCGACGACAUAUCUCUUCGAGCAGCACGGCUCCACGGCGAUGCAGCUCGCCGGCGAGGAAUCAACAGCCAUCUCGUACGAGCCUUACGGCGCGCACUCGUCGACGUGUCCGCUGAAGCCGCAGACGAGCUUCGCCUUUGGCCAGGAACUCGUCGACGCCCUCACCGGCGUCGUCUAUCUCCGCUCGCGCUUCUACCAGCCGGACCUCCGCUGCUUUCUGUCCAUGGACUCGCAGCUCGUCGAGAACCGCUACGCGUACUGCCAAGGCGACCCCGUCAACCUGUUCGAUCCGACGGGCCACUUCUCGCUGCGAAAGGUGCUCACCGCCGUCGUCGGGACCGUUGCCGCCGCGGGCGUCGCCUUCGUCACCCUCGGCAGCGCCGCCCUGCCCGCUGCGCUGGCCGCGGGAGCCGCUGCGGCCGGGGCGUCAGCUGCGACGGCCACCGUGGUCUCGACGGUGGCCACGGGCAUGGUGGCCGCGGCGGCGGGCAACGUCAUGGGGAACCUCGUCACGGCGACGCUCGACUGGGCUGCCGGCGACGAAUGGGCCUACUCCUGGAGCGGGCUGGGCCGGGACGUCCUGGCCGGCGCUCUGGGGUCGGCCGUGACGGCUGGCUUGGGCGUGGUGGGAGGCAGAGUCGAGACGGCCCUGAUGGACGCCGGCUACAGGACGGGCUGGGUGGCCGGCGCAACCGUCACGACGGGCAUCGUGGCGGAUUUCGGCGUCCAGCGGACCAUUGCCGCGGCCUACGGGCAGCCCUUUUUCGAAGCCCAGACGCUCACCGACGCUGUGAUGUCAGUUCUUAUUGGAGCGGCCAUCAGUCACGCGGGACGGCGUCUGAGCAGGAACCGCCGCGUUGGGGCGAUGAUGGAGGCCGAGGGUUCUUCUACGCGUGCUAAUUCGGUAGAGCUGCGGAGUCUGUCGACGAGCGAGUUUGUUGAGUCGGGGAUCGAUGUCAAGGCCGCCUGGGGCGACGUGACGAGAUAUUGCAAGGAUGGGACCAAGAACCCGUUUAAAAGGGGGCCUGGGCCUGAUCCCAAUGGGGGUGGGAAGGAAUUGGGGAUUCCUCUGUUGACGUAUGAUCGCAGGAACAAUGUGUACAGGGUGUGA